CCUCCAUUGCUUUCUACUCAAGCCAGCAACAUCUUUCACAAGCUAACCUCUCUUUUAUUUUUCACUAUCAAGCAGGAUCUUUACUUCACAGAGAAUCAACCAUGAUCAAUCCCAAGAGGCUCGUUGCAAUUGCAAGGAAGUGGCAGAAGUUAGCUGCCAUUGGUAAGAAGAGAAUCUCCAUGUCAAGAUCAGAUUUCACGGCAGACUGGGAAGCAUGCAAUAAAUCUACACCCAAUAAGGGACAUUUCAUCAUCUACACUGCGGAUGGAAGACGGUUUGCGAUUCCCUUGGUGUAUCACAACAGCCCCAUAUUUCAAGAGCUGUUUAAAAUGUCCGAGGAAGAGUAUGGACUACCAUGCAACGGUCCUAUCAAAAUGCCUUUCCAUGCUGUCUUCAUGGAUUACAUUGUUUCGUUGCUCCAGAUAAAGAUGCCUAAAGAUGUUGAGAAAGCUUUGCUUAUGUCCAUAGCCAAUGGUCAAUGCUCAACACAGUCCUGCCUACAUCAGCCACAUACCAAUCAAUCCCUACUUGUCCAUGCCUAUUAAACGUACGAGUCCAUGUGAGCUAUUCGUCUUUCUGACUUCUCCAUCUGUAUAUGGUCCUCACAGUUUUGAUUUAAUGUAAAAUUUUAAAUUUCAAUUUCAUUUUUAUAUUUGAAAA
This is a messenger RNA of Magnolia sinica, 660 nucleotides long. Its product is annotated as auxin-responsive protein SAUR67-like. The record is from RefSeq and is a predicted model, not a curated record. Gene Ontology annotation, biological process: response to auxin. The transcript has a single exon. NCBI's taxonomy places the organism in Eukaryota, Viridiplantae, Streptophyta, Magnoliopsida, Magnoliales, Magnoliaceae. The coding region runs from base 102 to 545 and encodes 147 amino acids.